GUUGUCAUUAGGACUGUUGCUUUGCUUGUCGAUUCAUUCAGUCAGUACCUAGUUAAAUUACAACAAGAAACGAAAACAAGUUAUUUUUGCUGGUUCGAUUCCGUUCUAGCUGAAACAUUCGAUGUUCUAAGUAGUUAAAGGUAGUCCAAGUAUCCUCCAAUCAUGGAUUCAACGAAAAUUGUGGCCGCGUUGAUACUAGCAUUUUCACUUUUCAAUUCCUGUUCCGCCCUAGAGUGCUAUGUGUGUUCUAACCAGACAGGAAACACAGAGAAGUGUUUGAAUACGAUCAAAACGUGUGGACCGGAUGAGGAAGCCUGUAUGACGCAGAUUCGAUGGGGAAGUAUGCCAUACUUUUCGCUCGGUGCACUGAAACAAUUCUACGUCUCGAAACGAUGCGCCUCGAAGAAGGUUUGCGAAAAGACUCGCACGAAAUAUAUGCCAUUCUGUACCCACAUUUGGUACAACGAUUGGGCCUGUUCCGAGUGCUGUUUGGGGGAUCGGUGUAACUACUACGUCAUUAGUGGUGCUCCUCCAAAAUCUAUGCCUUUGAUAGCUUUCCUAGGAACAAUGGCAAGUAUUAUGAUAGCGAGAUAUCUCUACAACAUGUGAACAGUUUCAUAGAAAGCUAACAAGAGCUGUAUGUGCCUUCAUAUUCUCAAAAGCCUGUUCAGAAGAGAAUGCAAUCAAUGCCGUCCAGGAAGCAGUACUAUUUUUGUUUUAGGUAUAGUAAAUAACAAUCAUUCCAUUCUACGCCUAUUAUUAAGAAAGACAAUAAAAUGAUUUUUUAAAUUAA
Molecule: messenger RNA, 793 nt
Organism: Toxorhynchites rutilus septentrionalis
Lineage: Eukaryota; Metazoa; Arthropoda; Insecta; Diptera; Culicidae
Exons: 3
Coding region: 163-609 (148 amino acids)
Source: RefSeq, a predicted model, not a curated record